Molecule: messenger RNA, 687 nt
Organism: Trifolium pratense (red clover)
Lineage: Eukaryota; Viridiplantae; Streptophyta; Magnoliopsida; Fabales; Fabaceae
Product: secreted RxLR effector protein 161-like
Exons: 1
Coding region: 1-687 (228 amino acids)
Source: RefSeq, a predicted model, not a curated record
AUGUUUAGGCAAAUAGUUGGCUCAUUGAGGUAUGUGUGUAAUAGUAGGCCUGAUAUCUGCUAUGCAGUGAGUGUCAUUAGCAGAUUCAUGCAUGAUCCAAGGAAACCUCACAUGAUAGCUGCUAAGAGAAUCCUCAGAUAUCUUAAAGGUACUUUGGAACUUGGCUUGCUAUUCCCUAUUGGUACAAGCAGUGCAGGGAGUACUUUGAUAGGGUAUUCUGAUAGUGAUUGGUGUGGAGACAUAACUGAUAGGAGGAGUACAUCAGGUUAUGUUUUCAAGUUCAAUAAUGCUGCAAUCUCUUGGUGUACAAAGAAACAAGCUGUGACUGCACUCUCAUCCUGUGAAGCUGAGUACAUAGCAGGCACAUUUGCAGCAUGUCAAGCAAUUUGGCUGAAUUCAGUAAUGAAGGAAAUCAAAUGUGAACCAGUGAAGCCUUUAAUCCUUAGGAUUGAUAACAAGUCUUCUAUAAGCCUUGCUAAAAAUCCAAUUUCACAUGGCAGGAGCAAGCACAUUGCUACCAGAUUUCACUUCAUCAGGGAACAAGUGGCAAAUGGUAUGAUUGAGGUGCAAUAUUGUCCAACAGAGGUACAACUUGCAGAUGGUUUUACCAAAGCAGUAAAACUUGACAGGUUUGAGUUCUUGAGGAGGAGUUUAGGUCUGGUUGCUUGCAAUUCAAGUAUGAAUUAA